GUCUGUAACGCUACAAUCAUGAAGUAUUGACUGGCCCGCGCUGUCAGUUCAACAGCAGUCACGUGACCACACUUACACUAAUUCUCAUUCGCCACACCACACGCCGCGCCGCACGCCCCCCGCUCGGCACCCAAAUCAACCAAAUCCGCCGGCUAGGCGGAACUGCACAGACAGGGCACUGCAGGACACUGCCCCGUGCAACAGAGCACGCACCCGCCAAGGGAAACCCCGAAGGGGGAAACAAUGCGAUCGAUCACCUCGUCGACCACUGACUUGAGUGUUCAGGGGCCGUAGUCUAGAUCUCCAAGCAGUCAUUGCCCUGCAACGUGCACACUCGUUCACUCCUUCGUGCCCCAGCAGCACCUGCCGAUAGACCUCUAAACGUUGCGCGUGGUUCCCUUCUUCCUCUCACCCGUACCGUAAGACAAUCCACCCUCUUGCCUCGAACACGGCAGCAACAGCAGCAACGAUGGUGUUAGACAGAACUGCACCGAAAGUGCGCGCCAUCUGCUGCAUUGGCGCCGGAUACGUCGGUGGGCCGACAUGUUCAGUCAUCGCGCAGCGCUGCCCGCACAUCAAGGUCACCAUCGUCGACGUCAACCCAGUCCGCAUCGCCGCGUGGAACUCGGACACGCUGCCCGUCUUUGAACCAGGGCUGGACGAGGUAGUCAAGGAGUGCAGGGGGCGUAACCUCUUCUUCUCCACGGACAUUGACGAUGCCAUCCGUGAAGCGGACCUCAUCUUUGUCAGCGUCAACACCCCCACCAAGAAAUCCGGUGUCGGCGCAGGCUAUGCCGCAGACUUGCACUACGUAGAGGCUUCAACGCGACGCAUCGCCUCCGUAUCCGAUGCGCCCAAGAUUAUCGUGGAAAAGUCGACCGUGCCGUGCCGCACCGCGUCGUCGAUGCGCGUUAUCCUCGAAGCUAACUCGCGUCCAGGUCUGCGCUUCGACAUUCUGUCCAACCCAGAAUUCCUCGCGGAGGGAACAGCGAUCAGGGACCUGAGCGCACCGGACCGAGUCUUGAUCGGCAGCCUCAGCACCCCAGAGGGUAAGGCCGCCGCGCGCGCCCUCGCAGCUGUGUACGAGAACUGGGUUCCACCAGAGAAGAUCUUCACCACUGGCCUGUGGUCCUCGGAGCUGAGCAAACUGGCAGCGAAUGCACUACUGGCGCAGCGCAUCUCCUCCAUCAACGCCAUGGCGGCCAUCUGCGAAGCGACGGGUGCAGACGUCGACGAGGUCGCGCACGCAUGCGGCCUCGACGCGCGCAUCGGCCCGAAGUUCCUUAAGGCGUCCGUCGGCUUUGGCGGCAGCUGCUUCCAGAAGGACAUUCUGAAUCUGGUCUAUCUUUCGGACAGCCUGGGUCUGCCGCAGGUGGCCGCGUACUGGAAGCAGGUGAUCACUAUGAAUGAGUACUCGAAAGCGCGCUUUGCACAAAAAGUCGUACAAACGCUCUUCAGCACGAUCACGAACAAGAAGAUCGCCGUGCUCGGCUUUGCGUUCAAGAAAGACACUGGCGAUACGCGCGAGACGGCUGCGAUUUCGCUCUGCAAGGACUUCCGCUCAGAGAAUGCGCUCGUGUCGAUCUACGAUCCCAAAGUGCCCGAGGCGCAGAUCUGGCUCGACCUUACCGAACCUGGCGUCGUGGACGACGGGCAGAAAGUUAAGCAGCAAGUGACGAUCGCGGCGUCUGCGAUCGAAGCUUGCAAGGAUGCCGAGGCGGUUGUCAUCGCAACCGAGUGGGACGAGUUUAGGACACUGGACUGGGCAACGGUGUACAAGAGCAUGAAGAAGCCUGCGUUCGUGUUCGACGGCCGAAGCAUCGUCGAUGCCGCUGCGUUGCGCAAGAUCGGUUUCCAGGUGCACAGCGUCGGUAAGGGCCCAGAGAUCCAAGAUCCCGUCUGGGCUUAGACACUUUCUUGCUCGAAUGCAUGAAUCACAUGCUUUUUCAAGGAUGCUUUGCGCAAGGAGAUAAAUAGUUCGGCUGCCCUUCCGUCCGCCGGUAGACCCAGCAGGAGACGCAUGCAUCGAGCUAUCUCUCUCGUUCCCUCCUCGCAUCAACCGUCGCAAGCAUGUGCGCGGCGCAGGACAAGGGACGGCAGGUGCGGCGCAUAAAGGCCGCUGCCGGUGUGGAAAAGUGAAAUGAUCGUGUCUUCACCAUGGAGUAAUUAUGUAGAUGAUUUAAAUGACCCGGUCUUCUAGAUGCUGGG
Molecule: messenger RNA, 2208 nt
Organism: Tilletiaria anomala UBC 951
Lineage: Eukaryota; Fungi; Basidiomycota; Exobasidiomycetes; Georgefischeriales; Tilletiariaceae
Product: nucleotide sugar dehydrogenase
Exons: 6
Coding region: 470-1909 (479 amino acids)
Biological process (GO): glycosaminoglycan biosynthetic process
Cellular component (GO): nucleus; cytosol
Molecular function (GO): NAD binding; UDP-glucose 6-dehydrogenase activity
Source: RefSeq, a predicted model, not a curated record